Molecule: messenger RNA, 996 nt
Organism: Nerophis lumbriciformis (worm pipefish)
Lineage: Eukaryota; Metazoa; Chordata; Actinopteri; Syngnathiformes; Syngnathidae
Source: RefSeq, a predicted model, not a curated record
AUGAACCCCGGUGGACGUCCUGCACAGGCCGGCGCGGAGAGGAAGAAAAGCUCCCUAUGGUACAGACGUUCACUGAGAGGCAGCUACGAUCAGUACAGACAGCGACACAGCACCGACUCUCUGCCUAGAACAGCCAAGCCCAAACAAUUUCUGGUAGACUAUUGUGAUCCCCAAAGAAUGACCGUUGUCUUGGAAAAGGAAGACAAUGAAGCAUUCGGAUUUGAAGUUCAGUCUGACAGCCUGCAGCUGAGGAGCAGCUCUGCAGUGGAGAUUUGCUCAUUUGUGAGCAAAGUGGUGGAGAACAGUGCUGCGGAGACUGCCGGUUUGUCCGCAGGAGACGUCAUCAUUACCGUCAACGGUAAUAGCAUUGAAGGAUUCUCUCAUCAGCAGGUCAUCGAUCUGAUAAGAGGAUCGGCCAACAGUUUAAAACUGGAGACUGUAUGCAGCAGCGUGGUGAAGUGGAUUGAGUUGGAGAAAAGGGUGAACCAGCUUAAACAAUCGUUGAACGAGAAACUGAAAGAGCUGCAAGUGCUUACUUUACGGGAAGAACGCCUAAUUCGAGGCACUUUGAAAGAAAGCAACCCCUCAACAGAUUCCUCUGAAGUUCAGAACUCCCCCAUGGGCCACCGUAGCCUAUGCUUGUCCAGCGACAGCAGUUGCAAAGGCCUGAUGACAGACGACAGCGACCAGGGCAGCGUGUUUGGGGACCUGAACUCGCCCAGCCCCUUCAGCCCCGCCAGCGUCACCCAAGAAUACUUCUUCUCACACCGGCACUCGAAUCAUCACCAACAUCUCGUCGGCCGAUCGAGCAGCUCCAGUUUGGCCAGCAGCAGCAGUAGCAGCAUCGGCUCACAGUCUCCUACCUGGGACAGAGCGAGGGUCACCUCUUUGUUCGGUACCAUGCCCAGAAAAAGCAAACGGACCAGUAUUCGGAAAAACAUCCUUAAGUUGAUUCCUGGGCUGCAUCAGAGAUCGGUUGAAGAAGAGGAGACUUAA